This is a messenger RNA of Glycine soja, 3030 nucleotides long. RefSeq names its product sulfoquinovosidase-like. Lineage: Eukaryota; Viridiplantae; Streptophyta; Magnoliopsida; Fabales; Fabaceae. The record is from RefSeq and is a predicted model, not a curated record. The coding region runs from base 317 to 2953 and encodes 878 amino acids. Gene Ontology annotation, molecular function: hydrolase activity, hydrolyzing O-glycosyl compounds; carbohydrate binding. The transcript has 8 exons. Gene Ontology annotation, biological process: carbohydrate metabolic process.
UCUCUGGAGAGAAUACAAUUUUGGUAAAACAAAAUGUGAAAGAAGGAAAUGGAUCUUAAUUUCUCCGCUGUGAAACCAAACAAUUUUGGUUGCUGAAGCUUUGUGUCCUGUUGUGUAAUACAAGGAAAGUCAAACACAGUGGUUCAUACCAUACCAAAGACCGUUUUAUACAAAACACGCCAAAAGACUUUCCCAUUUAAAAUGCUUCAAAGGAACAAACUCUAUGCAAAGCUUCAAAGGUAUCUCCAGAACCCAAGGACUCAUAUUUUAAGGUUUCACUUUCAACCAAACAUUUAGUUUUUUAAUAUUCUGUGUCAUGGCAAUCCUUAAGAUAACCAAAAAACACCACAAGCGUUUCAACAACCCUUUCCCUUCUUCAGUUUCAACCACCAUCCCCUAUGUCCAAGGCUCUCUCUUCUUCAAUUCCAAAAGAGUUCCUUCGGAUCAAACCUUCUCAAUUGGCACUGAUUUUCAUCUUUCUUGGACCUCCAACAAUGGAGGACACCUCUCAAUUUCUCAUCUUUCUCAUCAAACCAGACCCAUUUGGUCAACGAUUCCAGGACAGGCUUUUGUCUCAGCUGCACUUGUUGACACAGAAGUUGAAGAAAGUAGAGGAUCCUUUCUUGUCAAAGACAAAGAUGUCCAUUUGGUUUGCAAUCACCAAACCAUUGAGGAUAUUAGGGUGAUUGAGGAUAUUAGUCAAUUUGAUCAUCAUUUGGAAUGUGAAGUUGCAGAUUCUCCUUGUGUGUCACAAGGGUUGGAAAAGAAAAGUGAUGCACAAGAGAUUCAUCUUCCUACUUUGAUGAUCACUGGAAGGCUUUUCAAUAUGUCUAAGAAGAGUAAAAGGUUUCAAAAGCAUGGCAUUCAAGCAACUAUGCAGUUUGAAGCAAAAGGGCCCUCUGUGUAUGCAAGGUAUUGGGUUUUGUUCAAUCAGAAAGGCAACCAUGAGGUUGGGUUUCAAGUGAAGAUUGAGAAACCGAACUUCGUCUCACGCAACCAAGUUUCCAAAAAGGCUUCAGGAGUGUACCAGGGCUUUAAGAGGAGGCUAAGUAAUAGGAAAAAGAGACUAGAUUGGUGUUGGUACCUUUCAAGGCCAAGAGGGUUUGUGCUAGUUUCUUCAGUGGAGGAAGAGAUAGGAAACUUGGAUAUUCCAAAACCAGAAGAGUUCAAUAGAGUGUGGUUGACAUAUGCAAGUGAUGAGAAUGAGAGGUUUUACGGUUUUGGUGAGCAGUUUUCUCACAUGAAUUUCAAGGGCAAAAGGGUGCCAAUCUUUGUUCAAGAACAAGGUAUUGGCAGAGGAGAUCAACCUAUUACCUUGGCUGCUAACUUAAUCAGUUACAGGGCAGGAGGUGAUUGGAGUACAACUUAUGCUCCUUCUCCAUUCUACAUAACAUCAAAAAUGAGGUCUGUCUGCCUUGAAGGGUAUGAUUAUACUGUCUUCGAUCUUACUAGACUUGACAGAGUACAGAUACAGAUACAUGGAAAUUCAGUUGAAGGGCGGAUAUUGCAUGGGAACUCACCUUGUGAACUGAUUGAACGUUCCACAGAAAGCAUUGGAAGGCUACCUGAGCUUCCAGAGUGGAUAAUAUCAGGUGCUAUAGUUGGAAUGCAGGGUGGCACAGAUGCUGUACGUCACAUUUGGGAUGAACUAAGGACUUAUGACGUUCCUGUCUCAGCAUUUUGGUUGCAGGAUUGGGUAGGGCAGAGAGAAACAUUGAUUGGUUCACAGCUCUGGUGGAAUUGGGAAGUGGAUGCACAAAGGUAUUGGGGAUGGAAGGAACUUAUCAAAGAUCUUAGCUCUCAGAAUAUAAAGGUUAUGACGUAUUGCAAUCCUUGUCUAGCUCUGGUUGAUAAGAAACAAAACAAAAGGAGAAACCUCUUUGAGGAGGCAAAAAAGUUGGACAUAUUGGUGAAAGACAGCAAUGGAAAUCCAUACAUGGUUCCAAACACAGCUUUUGAUGUUGGAAUGCUAGAUCUAACGCACCCAAAAACUGCAACUUGGUUCAAGCAGAUUCUACGAGAAAUGGUGGACGAUGGAGUUAGAGGAUGGAUGGCUGAUUUUGGUGAAGGCCUUCCUGUUGAUGCUGUUCUAUAUUCAGGUGAAGAUCCUAUUUCAGCUCAUAACAGAUACCCAGAACUAUGGGCCAAAAUUAACAGAGAGCUUGUGGAAGAAUGGAAAAGUAGCUCCCUGGACAAGGUGAAGGAAGAUGAAGACGAGGGCUUGGUUUUCUUCAUGAGGGCUGGUUUUAGAGAUAGCCCUAAGUGGGGGAUGCUAUUUUGGGAAGGAGACCAAAUGGUCAGUUGGCAAACAAAUGAUGGAAUAAAGAGUUCUGUUGUUGGCCUACUCAGCAGUGGAAUUUCUGGCUAUGCCUUUAAUCACAGUGACAUUGGAGGAUACUGUACAGUAAACUUACCUAUAGUUAAAUAUAGAAGAAGUGAAGAAUUGCUUUUGCGGUGGAUGGAGCUAAAUUCUUUUACCACAGUCUUCCGCACCCAUGAAGGAAACAAGCCAUCAUGCAACAGCCAGUUUUACUCAAACCACCAAACAAUGUCACACUUUGCGCGUUCUGCAAAAGUAUACAAAGCAUGGAAAUUUUACCGAAUUCAACUGGUGAAGGAAGCUGCACAGAAAGGAUUGCCCAUAUGUCGCCACCUAUUUCUCCAUUAUCCUGAUGAUGAAUGUGUGCAUCGUUUGAGUUAUCAGCAGUUCUUGGUUGGUUCUGAGUUCCUAGUGGUGCCUGUCCUUGACAAAGGAAAGAAAAAAGUUAAAGCUUAUUUUCCAUUGGGAGAGAGUAGCAGUUGGAUCCAUAUCUGGACAGGAAAAGUGUUUUCCAAACAAGGACGUGAAGAAUGGGUAGAAGCUCCAAUAGGAUACCCUGCUGUAUUUGUUAAGGUUGGCUCCCAGGUUGGAGAAACCUUUUUGAAUAACCUGAGAAGUUUAGGCAUUCUUUAAUAAAGCAUUCAUCAAAGGAUGAACUUUAGAUAUGUAUAACAUAGCAUCCAAGUGAUUUUUCAAUUCUUGCCCCUGAA